AUUCGACAAACCCGAAAGUGGAAAACUCAAUAUUCAUCCACCUCGUUCCGUCUCUCCCGUCUUUCUUUAAAAACUAAGAACUACAACCUCACUAGUAGGCAAGAGCGAUAAAUCAACAUAAUUCAAAAAGGAUUUCAAUUUUGCAGUUAAAGAAAAUUCAAUGGCUCAGAUUCCAAAUUUAGACAACUCUCCCCUUAAUCUCAAAUCCCUCAGGGAACAAUCCCAAAGAGAGCUCGUAAACAUCCUAAAGAAUAUUCGGGGAAAGAAGUGCUUGGUUAUUGACCCAAAGCUUAGUGGCUCCCUUUCGUUGAUUAUCCAGACAUCAUUACUUAAAGAACAUGGUGCGGAACUGCGCCAUCUUUCAGCAGAGCCAAUUCAAACUGAUUGUACCAAAGUGGUCUACCUUGUUCGUUCCAGGUUUAAUUUGAUGAGAUUCAUAUGCUUACAAGUUCAUCAUGAUACAUCUAAAGGACUUCAGAGGGAGUAUUAUAUUUAUUUUGUACCUCGCCGUGAGGUUGUUUGCGAGAAGGUCCUUGAGGAGGAAAAAGUUCAUCAGUUGGUGACAAUAGGUGAAUAUCCAUUGUACAUGGUUCCUUUGGAUGAGGAUAUAUUAUCAUUUGAACUUGAUUUCACGAACAAGGAAUGCCAAGUUGAUGGUGGUACAAGCUCUCUUUGGCAUAUUGCUAAGGCCAUUCACAAGCUUGAGUCUUCUUUUGGAGUCAUACCACAUUUGAGGGCCAAAGGCAAGGCAUCAGUUCGUGUUGCUGACAUUCUGAGUCGCUUGCAAACAGAAGAACCAGUCAACUCUUCUGAUAUGGGUGUUCCAGAGAUAAAUACACUCAUUCUUUUGGAUAGGGAGGUGGACAUGGUUACUCCCAUGUGUUCUCAAUUAACAUAUGAAGGACUUCUGGAUGAGUUUUUGCAUAUUAACAAUGGUUCAGUGGAGCUCGAUGCAUCUAUAAUGGGUGCUCAACAACAAGAGGGGAAAAAGAUGAAAGUUCCAUUGAAUUCAAGUGACAAGCUAUUCAAGGAGAUUCGGGAUCUAAACUUCGAAGUUGUUGUCCAGGUCCUACGACAAAAAGCAACUUCUAUGAAACAGGACUACACAGAGAUCUCAACUACUAACCAGACAGUUUCUGAGUUGAAGGAUUUUGUCAAAAAGCUCAACUCAUUGCCGGAAAUGACUAGGCAUAUAAAUCUUGCUCAGCAUUUGUCGAAAUACACAUCGAAGCCGUCGUUUCUUGCACGGCUUGACAUGGAGCAUACUAUUAUUGAGGCUCAGAGCUAUGACAUUUGCUUUGAGCACAUUGAAGAAUUGAUCCAUAAGCAGGAACCUCUUGUCAGUGUUCUAAGGCUUCUUAUCUUGCUUUCUGUUACAAACUCAGGCUUACCCAAAAAGCAUUUUGACUAUUUGAGGAAGGAGAUACUCCACAGCUAUGGAUUUGAGCACAUGGUGACUUUGAAUAAUUUAGAAAAAGCUGGAUUGGUUAAAAAGCAGGACUCAAAAAGCAACUGGUUGACAGUCAAGCGUGCACUGCAACUUGUGAUCGAAGAUACUGACACUGCCAACCCAAAUGACAUUUCAUAUGUCUUUUCUGGAUAUGCACCACUAAGUAUUCGUCUUAUUCAGCAUGCUGUUCGAUCUGGAUGGCGUCCCAUGGAAGAAAUUUUGAAGCUUUUGCCUGGACCACACUCGGAAACUAAGAGGGGUGGAUUCUCAAGUAGUCCAUCCUUCGACACAUUGCACCGAGCUUCAGAAGCUACAAACCGAUUAGUUGAUGGAAGGCGCUCCUUAAUACUCGUUGUAUUCAUUGGAGGGGUUACAUUUGCAGAAAUUUCUGCUCUCCGAUAUCUUAGUGCUCAGGAAGGAAUGGCAUAUGAUUUGAUAAUAGGAACGACAAAUAUCACAAAUGGAAAUACCUUGUCUGAGACAUACAUAGAGCGUGUGGAUUGAUACAAGGUAUUUUGUGUCAUGAAACAAUUUUGUGCUAUAAAUGUAUCUGAUUUUUACUAUAUUUCUUGUAAACCUUUUUUUUUAACUGUUGUUGACAUUAUUUGGUUUGAACUGGAGGAAUUUUACUGGUUUAUGUGAGUGAAAAUUUCAAUGCGCAGCCAUUUUUUCGGAGAUAA
This is a messenger RNA of Jatropha curcas, 2130 nucleotides long. RefSeq names its product Sec1/munc18-like (SM) proteins superfamily (gene ATVPS33). Gene Ontology annotation, biological process: vesicle-mediated transport. The record is from RefSeq and is a predicted model, not a curated record. Lineage: Eukaryota; Viridiplantae; Streptophyta; Magnoliopsida; Malpighiales; Euphorbiaceae.